GUAGGUGGGCCGGGUCGCGCCGCUCCGGUCCCGGCCUUGCCUCCCUGUCCGGUUCCGCCGCGGGCCCACGAUGCCGCAGUUCCAGACCUGGGAGGAGUUCAGUCGCGCGGCCGAGAAGCUCUACCUCGCCGACCCCAUGAGGGUAAGUGGCCUCCGUCCUAGACUGCUGCUGGAGUGGUUUCAGAAAUGCGAAUUUGACUGUUAUAACCGCCUUAAAACCUUUAGUGGCUCCUCAUCAGUCAAGUGUCUGGUGUACAGAACAGACCAAGCUCAAGAUGUGAAGAAGAUUGAGAAAUUCCACAGUCAACUGAUGCGACUUAUGGUAGCCAAGGAAUCCCGCAGUGUUGCCAUGGAAACGGACUGACUCGUUUGAGAUGAAGACUGCUUGCCAUGCUCUUAGGAAGUAAAUCUCUUUUGAAUUUGAGGCAGUGUCGGGACAGAAAAUUCUUACUGUAACUAUUCAGAAGCCAAGAGACCAUUGUUUUGUACUUUGCUUCUUAUGUUUACUCUAGAGAGCGAAGAAUGCAAAUGCUUUCAGUUAGAAAGCCUUUAUUUAUUUUUGGAAAUGGAACAGGAAAUGUGUCUACUUGGAAACUUUUGCAGAUUAUUUGAUGCUGGGGAAAACAUGUAAUUAUUUCUUUCAGUAAGUUUGUAGCAAUAAUUUGAAAAUGAGAUAUCAGGAAAAGCCUAUUCUUCCUUAAGUUUAGUUUAUUUGUCUUUUAAAAAAAUUAAAUGUAACCAUUUUGCUGGGUU
This is a messenger RNA of Myotis davidii, 753 nucleotides long. It is a transcript of the gene SRP9, whose product is annotated as signal recognition particle 9kDa. NCBI's taxonomy places the organism in Eukaryota, Metazoa, Chordata, Mammalia, Chiroptera, Vespertilionidae. Bases 71 to 364 code for a protein of 97 amino acids. Gene Ontology annotation, cellular component: signal recognition particle, endoplasmic reticulum targeting. The record is from RefSeq and is a predicted model, not a curated record. Gene Ontology annotation, biological process: SRP-dependent cotranslational protein targeting to membrane; negative regulation of translational elongation. Gene Ontology annotation, molecular function: 7S RNA binding. The transcript has 3 exons.